CAAAAAUGGCAGGGCAUGGAUCCCCAAAAUUUAACGAACCAUGGAUGGAUGAACUCGAUGGAGAAAACUGUAUACAGAGAACUGUAAGUUUUGCCGUACAAGGGGCGCUAGUAGGUAGGUAACUUUAAUUUAUGAAAGAUGCCAUUGGUACUGCAAAGGUCAAUAUAAUUAAACUUACUAUAUAUUGAUAACGCUUAUUACAGCUCCAAAAUAAUAAUUAAAUCUCAAGCUUAUAUAUGUACAGCUUGCUUAGCGUAGCAUGUGGAAAUUAAAAGGAUUUGAAUUAUUUGAUGUUUUUGUUUAUAUCACAAAUGUAACUUGUUAAACAUGUGCAUGCAUUUAUGCAUGUACUGAAAACCCUAGAAUGCAGAGGUCCACUCUACACUUAACUAUAACUGACUGGCUUUUUCUUGCCGAAUCUCCAAUGUAAAGAUGGUAGGUCACGGAGCCAGGCAUCAGUGGGAAUUAAAACAAAACUGAAUGCCAGGCUGGCAUUAUGGCAAAAGGCUGCUUUAUUAUAGAAUAGAAUAGAAUAGAAUAGAAUAGAAACUUUAUUAAAGUGUCAAAAACCGUCUAGCCAGGGAACAAAUCCCUUACUAAUUUGGGGACACCAAUUAGGGGAGAAUAUACAAACUAAAAACUAUAUACAGUAGUAGGUAAAAUAUCUAUAGUUAACUAAUUAAGAGAUUUAUAGUAAAAAUACACAGAAGUCAAAAUGAACAAAGGCUACAGCCUGCGCAGCCAUCAUCUAAAAGUUCACUUAUAUUGAGUUGGCGUAUCUUGCUUUUAAACGACGUUAGGGUUGUGACGUCCCUGAUACUCUUGGGUAGUUUUGUCCAUAGCCUAGGCCCUAAAUAUCUAAUAGAGUGCUUGCCAUAGGUGACUGUCUCAUACCUAGGUAGAGAAAUCUGCUUGCCGAGAUUGUAAUUACUGUUUGGUUCUUUAAAGAUGUUACUUAUAUAUGCAGGGCACAGUUUAUGCUUUACUUUAUACAUAAGGAUGCACAGAUCCUGUAAGCGACUAUUUAGUAGUGUUGGCAGAUCUGCCUUCUCUAAUAGUUGUUCAUAACUAGAAUUAUUAUCCUUGAAAACCGCUCUAAGUCCUCUUUCUUGUAGUCUUUCAAGCUUUCUAGUGUCACUAAGCUUUACAAAAAUGCCACACUAGGUGACAGUACGUGAGGAAUGGUAAUAUCGCGCUUUUGAAUAAUAUUAACUUAGAUUUCAUAGGAAUUAAAUUACGUAGUCUCAUUAGAACACCAAUUCUCUGGCUGGCUUUUUUUUACAGAUAGAGAUUACAUGCUCAGAGAAAUUUAGCUUAGAAUCUAACACUACUCCUAGAAGUAUGAUAUUAUCUUUAGUUUCAAUCACAACAUCAUUCACGCAAAUAUUGCUGUCAUUUUGAGUGAAGCCCAAGUUCAAAACUUGGUACUUUUUGAGGUUUCCGCCAAUAAGUUAGAAUCGUACCACGUUGUUGCUAAGUUGGCACUAUCCUUUAACUGGGAAGUCACAGCUGCCUGGUCUGCUCCUGCGUGGUAAAUUUGAUGGUCGUCGGCAUACAUAGACAAGUUCGCUGUUAGGCAGUAGGAUAGGUCAUUCUGGAAAACAUUCCAUAACAACGGGCCAAGCGCGGAACCCUGAGGACUGCCACGACUCACGAAUUGGCUCGAACUAACAUGACGGCCGAUCUUUACUUGAUAUUUCCGUUAUAGGCUAAUAUUUCGGCUAACAAAAUUAGCCUUCCUCAGGACCAGACCUACAUGUAUGCAGUCAUUCACUUUAUGGGACGUUCUUUGCUUAAGCACCCAAAUGGGCUGAAAAUCGGAAAACAAAAAUUUGCCAGAAAGGCAAGAUGUUGGUUCAGCUUGCUAGACUAAAACUCUGAGAAGCUCUUCUAGUCCAAAAUCUACUUGUUUUACUUGUACUUUAUUUCUUGUCAACAUUGUUCAUGAACAUUACUUGCUUCUUAAGCAGUUGGGAUAAAUAUACAUGUAUCAGCCAAUAGGUUGUUUUACUAGCCCUCAGCUAUUUAACAGGACUAUGGCCAUGCCUUGACUCUUGCUUGAACUAAAAUCCUCUACAAUCUGUGUUUUUUUGGUGUGUAAGUGACUAGUAAUCAGAUCUUCAUUGACAAAACCUUCACAAGGCAUGGGGUAAUAUUUUGGACUGGCUGAAAUAUUUUCAAUAUCUGUGCUCUGUUUAAAUGGAAAAUUUUGGAACCACCAGGCGUCUAAAUCUUCCAUGUGAACAGAAUACCUAAUAAACACUUGAAUUUUCAACCAGUUCAAAAUUUGUCCAGUUUCGUGUUAACAUAGCCUAAGAGUGUUUCAUGAUUUUUAUGUGAUGUGAUGUGUCUUCUCAAGGGCCUUACAUUUUCCCUUGAUCUUGAAUGGCAGGUGGUUUUUCUGGUGCGGCAGUAUCAGCUUUGAAGAUUCCAGAUCCUAAACCAACACCUCUUAUUCUUCAGUCGCUUAUUAUGAUGAAGAACCAUUCACUUCUUCUAGGUUUGUAGAAACAGUAUUAUAAUUAUUGACAGUUAAUAAUUUUGUAUUGCAGAUAGGGUUUUUACCAAAUGACUUAAAACAAAUGACUGAAAAGACACUGCAGAAUAUGUCACUACACCUCAAAAUGGUUAAAACGUUCAAACUUUGCAGUGAAACCACUCGCCCAUGGCCUGUGGUUCCACUUGAGUUUUGAACUUUUGAGAUUAUUUUUAUGGUCAAUAAGAGUAUAGACCAUGGAAAAUUGUUGUUGAUCUGUUAAAAGAACAAUCUUAGCCCCAAAACAAAAACGUGUUUUGUAAGGGUCCAAUUCUAACGAGAUGUAAAGCUACUUGAACUUUUCUGUCUUUUUCAAGGUGGAGCUGCUGGCCUGUUUGCUCUUACAACUUGCACUUCUGCUGCUUUGAGAGAGAAAGAUGACCCCGGUAACUGGGCCUUGGGUGGCUUAGCAAGUGGAGCCCUGUUUGGCUUGAGAAGUGAGUACAUGCAACGUGUGAAUAAUCUCUUACAGCUACAGUAUUACCUUUAGAAAAACCAAAUCCUUAAUUCCCUAUUCACAAUCUGGUUCUUUGUUGUUAUGGAAAAUAUUUGUAACUUUCGUGCAGGAUUUGUUUGUUUAAACUCCCCCUAAUUUGUGUGUAGUGCCCCUGUUGUUAUGAACAAAAUUGUUUAGCCUUAGCUGAUAACACUUUCUAACAGCUUGAUUAUUCUGGAUAUAAUAAAAACUAAAUCUAUUAUACUGUCUUAUUAUGCAUCGCUGUGAAGAAAACAAUGACAAACAGACCGUCAGACGAUACUAAGUUUCUGUUUCUAAGGUUCUAUUGGAAUCGCAACACCUCAGGAUUUCCUCCACAGAUUUGAAUUUUAUGGUGACAAAUUUUUUUUGACACAACAUGGUCCAGGGAUCUAAGGUUUAAAGACUUUUUUCAGAAAGUUUUGAUUUUUGAUCACCUGUACCUGCUUUGGUAGAGUGUUUAGUUCAAGCCUCAGUCUUCACUUCAAAAGUGUUUAUUGUUUCCUUUUACUUUUAGGAAGCAGUUGGCAGGUUGGAUGUGCGAUGGCGAGUGCACUCGCUGUGGGUGGAGCAAUAGCUAAAUACACUGGCGCCUAUAAACAUCCAUUCCGUACUGACAGAGUCUUUCUUUGAUGAAAUGUGGCGCUCCUUAACACAGAUGAUUCUAAGUGUUUUUAAUCGAAGUUAUGAAUGUUCAUGUAAAUAUAUUUUCGUAGAACUUUAAUAUUCUAUGAUAUUUUUUUUUGUGUCAUAAAAAGUGUGACAAACAAAGUAAACUUAACUAAUGAACGUAAAAAUCUUCCGGUUGGUGAUUUCAGGAAAUGUUUUCCAGCUCUUUCUAUACAGUAUUGAGGGGUAAGCGCUUUACAUAAGUACCUACAUCCCCAAUUUUAAAAAAUACAGUUGCGUUGAACAGAGAAAGUUCAUUAGCGUUUUACAAAGCUGUUAUUAUAAGGAGUUACGGUGAGAGGUACGUCCCAGAUAAGCGAAACAAAUAUGAUGAUAUUAUUGUUAAUUCUCCAAGUAUUGUUUUGAAAUGUAGUUCAUGUGAAUGGAUUUGAAAUUGGCUGUUUGGAUGAACUGAAUUUUGCAAUGAAAACUUUAACUUAACUUUAUUACAUAUCACACACUCGGAAAAAUACAUGAGAACAACCACAGCCGCGGGCUUGAAUGGCCUAAGGUCAGCAAAAAAACGUGAAUAAUUUACAUUUUGUUUUGGAACUCUUAGUAUUUUGCCAUUUUAAAAAGGAG
This is a messenger RNA of Porites lobata, 4262 nucleotides long. NCBI's taxonomy places the organism in Eukaryota, Metazoa, Cnidaria, Anthozoa, Scleractinia, Poritidae. The record is from the annotation of a GenBank genome assembly.